Pisolithus orientalis is the source of this 1056-nucleotide messenger RNA. RefSeq lists its product as uncharacterized. The record is from RefSeq and is a predicted model, not a curated record. Lineage: Eukaryota; Fungi; Basidiomycota; Agaricomycetes; Boletales; Pisolithaceae. The transcript has 5 exons. The coding region runs from base 1 to 1056 and encodes 351 amino acids.
AUGCCCAAGGAGUAUGCUGGUGAAUCAUUGGGGACAGCAGUGGAAUGGGCUGCAAGUGCACCACAUAUCACAGCCCAAAAUGUUAAUGCCAUGCAGAAGAUUGUCAAGCUAAUAUCUGUGCCAACACUGGGGUUGUGUGAUGGUGAAAGCACUGCCAAGCUUGACCCUGACCUGAAAAUGCCCUUGGAGAAUUUUUUGAUGAGUCUUGCAACAGUAACAGUCAAAAAGACCAUGUGCUUGCAGGAGCCCACUGCAGACCUGACCCAUACAGCUCCAUUCCCCAUGACCCAAGAACUUCUUGGGACUGCUGGCUUUGGGUCAGAUUUCCAAAGCCUGCAAUAUCUGAAUCCCCUUGAGGCUCAAGAAUUCUGGUUGGAGCAGCAGCAUGCCCCAGACAAGAUGGCUAGGCAUGUGAGGAAGUUUGCAAAGAAGAAGCCAUCUUGCAUCCUCCCCCAACCUGAUGAUGGAUCUGACAGUGAGGGCCCAAGUACAUCAACAGCACAAAGGCAGCAAUUGCUGGCCCCCCCCCCCAGUGCAUCACAUCAUGCAUUGAAUUUGCAUGAUGAAUCUUCUGCCCACAGUGGGCCAUCUGGUUCAGAUAAAUGGCUGACUCCUGAUGAUGGCUUUGACACUGAUACACACCACAAGAAGCAAGCAAGGACAUCAGGAGCUCCAGAUGGUGGAUAUGACCUGCUAGUGAAUGUGACAGCUGCAGAUAAGCUGCAGCAGAUUACCCACACACCUGAGCAGUGGGCAACUGUCAUCAAAGCCCUCAGUGCUACUUCAAAGUCCAAUGUGCCAGUUGAUCUGAAGGAAUCCACCUUGGAGGCACUCUUAUUUACAAUCCAUCACUCUAUUAGGGCUAAUCCCACAGAUUUGGCCAUUCUCUUGGAUUGGGCAAAGGCCCUUCAACACUUCCCCACUGAUCAUGACAUCUAUAUGUGGAUCAAGGGAACCUGGGCCAAUCAUCCUGUUGUCUGGAAGGUGGUUGAGGGUCCAUUGCAACAGUGGGCUGAUGAUGUGAUGAGUAACUUGCACAGAAUGGAUGAGGAUUGA